CGUCUCGACGACCUGCUGGGCCGGCUGAGCCCCGCCGAGCUGGUGCUGCAGGUGGCGAGGGGGGGAGCGAUGGGGAACGGCCCCGCGCCCCCCGUUCCCCGGUUGGGCAUCGGGCCCUACAACUGGAACACGGAGUGCCUGCGGGGCGACGCGGAGGCUCCCGGCUGGGCCACGGCUUUCCCCCAAGCGUUGGGGCUCGCUGCUGCCUUCAGCCCAGAGCUCGUCUACCGGGUGGCCAACGCCACCGCCACCGAGGUGAGAGCCAAGCACAACGACUUCGCCGCCACCGGCCGCUACGGUGACCACACAGGGCUCAGCUGCUUCAGCCCCGUCCUGAACAUCAUGAGGCACCCGCUGUGGGGCAGGAACCAGGAGACCUACGGGGAGGACCCGUUCCUGAGCGGGGAGCUGGCCCGCAGCUUCGUGCAGGGGCUGCAGGGCCAGCAUCCCCGCUACGUCAAGGCCAGCGCCGGCUGCAAGCACUUCAGCGUGCACGGGGGCCCUGAGAACAUCCCCGUCUCCAGGCUCAGCUUCGACGCCAAGGUGCUGGAGCGGGACUGGCGUACCACCUUCCUGCCCCAGUUCCAGGCGUGCGUGCGCGCCGGCUCCUACAGCUUCAUGUGCAGCUACAACAGGAUCAAUGGCGUUCCCGCCUGCGCCAACAAGAAGCUGCUGACGGACAUCCUGCGCGGCGAGUGGGGGUUCAAGGGCUACGUGGUGAGCGACGAGGGGGCCCUGGAGCUCAUCAUGCUGGGGCACCGCUACACGCGCACCUUCCUGGAGACGGCGGUCGCCUCGAUGAACGCCGGCUGUAACCUGGAGCUCUCCUAUGGCAUGAGGAACAACGUCUUCAUGCACAUCCCCCAGGCUCUGGCCAUGGGCAACAUCACGCUGCAGAUGCUGCGUGACCGGGUCCGGCCCCUCUUCUACACACGGAUGCGGCUGGGGGAGUUCGACCCCCCAGCCAUGAACCCUUACAGCGCCCUGGACCUGAGCGCCGUGCAGAGCCCCGAGCACCGCAACCUCUCGUUGGAAGCUGCUGUCAAGAGCUUCGUGCUGCUGAAGAACGCGCGGGGGACGCUCCCCCUCUGGGCUCAGGACCUGCCCGGCAAGCACCUCGCGGUGGUGGGUCCCUUCGCCGACAAUCCCCGGGUGCUGUUCGGGGACUACGCGCCGGUGCCGGAGCCGCGGUACAUCUACACUCCCCGGAGGGGGCUGGAGACGCUGCCGGCCAAUGUCAGCUUCGCAGCAGGCUGCCGUGAGCCGCAGUGCCAGCAGUACUCGCGGGCGGAGGUGGUGGGUGCAGCAGGGGCAGCCGAUGUGGUGGUGGUCUGCCUGGGGACAGGGACGGAUGUGGAGAUGGAGGCGAAGGACCGGAGGGACCUGUCCCUGCCGGGCCACCAGCUGGAGCUGCUGCAGGAUGCCGUGGAGGCGGCCGCCGGGCGCCCCGUCAUCCUGCUGCUGUUCAAUGCGGGGCCCCUGGACGUGAGCUGGGCGCAGGCGCACGAGGGCGUGGGGGCCAUCCUGGCGUGCUUCUUCCCUGCCCAGGCCACCGGCCUCGCCAUUGCCAGGGUCCUGCUGGGCGAGGUGGGGGCCAACCCGGCUGGCAGGCUGCCGGCCACGUGGCCCGCAGGCAUGCACCAGGUGCCACCGAUGGAGAACUACACCAUGGAGGGGCGAACGUACCGGUACUAUGGGCAGGAGGCCCCGCUCUAUCCUUUUGGCUACGGGCUGUCCUACACCACCUUCCAGUACCGGGACCUGGUGCUGAGCCCCCCAGUGCUGCCCGUCUGUGCCAACCUCUCCGUGUCCGUGGUGCUGGAGAACACGGGGCAGAGGGAUGGCGAGGAGGUGGUGCAGCUGUACCUGCGGUGGGAGCAGUCGUCUGUGCCGGUGCCCCGCUGGCAGCUGGUGGCUUUCCGCCGCGUGGCCGUGCCGGCCGGCCGGGAGACCAAGCUGUCCUUCCAGGUGGCAGCCGAGCAGCGUGCCGUCUGGGCACAGGACUGGCGCCUCGAGCCCGGCACCUUCACCCUCUUUGCCGGCGGGCAGCAGCCAGGCCAGCAGACGCGGGCGCCCUCGGAGGUGCUGAGCGCACGGUUCACCGUCACCGGUGCAGCCCGGCCCCUGCGUGGGUGCUAG
Haliaeetus leucocephalus (bald eagle) is the source of this 2139-nucleotide messenger RNA. Its product is annotated as probable beta-D-xylosidase 2. Gene Ontology annotation, biological process: arabinan catabolic process; xylan catabolic process. NCBI's taxonomy places the organism in Eukaryota, Metazoa, Chordata, Aves, Accipitriformes, Accipitridae. The transcript has 14 exons. The record is from RefSeq and is a predicted model, not a curated record. Gene Ontology annotation, molecular function: xylan 1,4-beta-xylosidase activity; alpha-L-arabinofuranosidase activity. Gene Ontology annotation, cellular component: plant-type cell wall. The annotation marks the transcript as partial.